AUGGUGCCUGCGCAGACAGCUGUUUAACAGACAGCUGAAAGUGAGGGACAUUGUUCAAAACAUCUUCUUCCUCAUAGGCAGUGCGCCGACAUACAGCGCCAUACUGAGUCCCGGCUUGCAGACCUUUCCCGAUCCUUCUCUCUCCUACUUGCCUUCCUGACUAAUAACUAUCCAAGGAGUGAUGAAGGGUUACUGGUAUACCUCUCUCUUUAUCUUCUUCAUAUUUUAUGGGACCAGCCAGUGCAGGAACACACAAACUGCAGGUCUGACCUGUGUGAGUGACUAUGUGACCAACAUUUCUUGUGUGUGGUGGAACGCUACAGCUUUCUCUGACCCGCGAUGUGUGCUUGCGGGGAAAUGUGACUUAAAAAGAUGUGUUUGUAGAUCGUGUGAACUGGUGGCACUGAGCAAUCAAUCGCAUGCUAAGAGAAGUUGUUCUUUAAGCUUUCAAAAACCUCUCUUCUUUUAUCUUAACACAUUCUGGUUGAAUGUAACCUGUAAUGGAUCUGUCAUCACUAAACUGUAUUAUCAGCCUAGCCUACACACGAUUGCGACGUUUGUUUGCGAGUCUGUUCGUGUGUUUGGUGAUGCAACAGUUAAGACCCAACCCCCAGAUAUGCCCACUGUAAGUGGAGACAAAAUAACUUGGAGUAAAGGCAGUAACUUUCCAGAAGACAUAAAAGAUUAUGAAUUUCAGAUGCAGUUUAAAGCCUUACAUAUAAGCUGGGAGACGACAGCACAUAACAAUGUCACUCAGGAAAAUUACGUGGCGCUGGACCAUAAUAAACUGACUGUAGGAGAGGAGUACCAGGCCAGGGUGCGUGUGAAGCCUGUUGAGCCCACUAGAGAUGGUUAUUUUCGGGGGCAAUGGAGCGACUGGAGUCCUGCUGUGUCCUGGAGAUCUGAGAUUGGAAAGCCACCAGUGAAAUCAGUAGUUAAUGCAUCUCCACCAGUGCCUGAUGAUAUCCGUAUUGUUCUGAUCAUUGGAUUCAACAUGUUGCUUGUUCUUUCUGUUCUUUGUUUGGUCAUCUAUAAGGCAAAGAAAAGCAAACAGUCAGUAAAACCAAACAAUCAACAUGUUCCAGACCCCUCCAAAUAUUUCCGGCCUCUUCACACUGUUCACGGUGGAAACUUCCGGAAAUGGCUGGGCUGUAAGAAUUCUGUCGGACUGUUUCUUACCCCUCAGUCAUGUGACGAUAUCUCACCUGUAGAGAUCUCAGAUCUUUGGGACGUGUCUUCGAUGGACGCUCAGAUGUCUGCUGCUGCGUUCGUUCCCUCCAAUCAGGUGGACUCUGGCCUGGAGAACAGCGGCACUAGUCAUGCAUCAUCAUCUAUUUUCUCUAACAUGGGCUACUUUUAUAGCAAAUCCAAUAGAGGCUCUCUUUAUCUCGAAUCCUGCCCUGUGUACUUCAGCUACCACCCUGAGGAAGCCUCAAGCUCCACUGUCUCAUCACCUGGGUCUUCAUACGACUGUUUGCAAACCCCAAGUUACCAGACGGAUCAGCCCUUGAGCCCGGAUUCAGGGUUCGGCAUGCCUGGAGAGGAGCACUGCGAGGAUGACCAGGAAGAUGAAGAUGGCAGUGGCGCGGAGACAUGUGCGCCGGAAGGACAAGCGCUGAUUUCCUUCAUUAUGUCGCUGUCACAGGGUUCCCACAAUGCUGUUCGGCCAGCAGAGAUGAGUUUGGCUCCGGUGGCCGUCAUCACACCGCGGUCUGAACCUGUGAGAGCACCCAGCUGCAAUCCCAGCUCUGAGCCUGCAGAGGGCGCCGCGGCCAGGCCCUCCUCCAUGAUCGAGCCCUGCGGGAAUGGGUAUCUGACCCUGAAGGAGAUGCAGAAAUACAGCAACAAAUCCAUCUGAACGCAGGCCUACUCUGUCUCUGUUUGUAGAAGGGAGACCAGGG
Molecule: messenger RNA, 1901 nt
Organism: Carassius carassius (crucian carp)
Lineage: Eukaryota; Metazoa; Chordata; Actinopteri; Cypriniformes; Cyprinidae
Product: interleukin-2 receptor subunit beta-like
Exons: 12
Coding region: 182-1858 (558 amino acids)
Biological process (GO): cytokine-mediated signaling pathway; immunoglobulin mediated immune response
Cellular component (GO): membrane; external side of plasma membrane
Molecular function (GO): protein binding; cytokine receptor activity
Source: RefSeq, a predicted model, not a curated record